GAACUUUUUGAUAAGCCGGUUGGUUAACUGACUAAAAUAGCGAAUGGAUUCCACCAAUUUGGCUGAAAAGUUGCGAAAAAAUAUGUGGAAGUAUCAAGAUAUGCUCAGUACACCAAUAGAAGGUGUGAAAUUGAAAAAAUCAAAAUAUUUCAACAACCAGCGCAAGAAAGAGAGAAUUCUCAUUAACCAUAGGGAUCCUUUAUGGCACCCUCCCAGAUCACCUUUCAACUUAGUACAAGAACAGUUAUACAUGGACCCUUGGAAGGUUCUUAUUGCCACCAUCUUCCUCCAUAGGACAUCAGGCAAGUCAGCCAUCCCGUAUUUGUGGAAGUUUUUUGAAAAGUAUGACUGCCCCGGCAAAGUUAUAUCAGCGGCCGCUACAUCAUCGCGAACGCCUUCGUUAUCAAAAUUAUCAUCACAAGCGUCAACUUCAUCGCCACAACCACCAACAACGACAUCAUCAUCAUCAUCACAGCCAUCAUCAUCAUUAUCAUCACAGAUGUCAUCACAAUCAACAUCGUCGCCAUCAUCACAUCAACCAUCACAAAAUCAAAUUUGUAUGAAGAAUCACGAUGACGACGACGACGAUGAUGAUGAUGGUGAGAGAGAGUAUAACAACAAUAAUGAUGACAAAAACGAUGAUGAUGAUGAUGUUAAUGGCAAAGGUGUUGAUAAUGAUGAAGUAUAUACGGACAUAUCAAAUCUAAUGAAACCUCUUGGAUUAAGUAGGAAGAGAGCUCAAAUAAUUAAAAAAUUUUCAUAUGAGUAUCAGACGAAAGAAUGGAAGGACCCCUCUGAGUUGUACGGUGUGGGGAAAUAUGGAAGUGAUUCCUACAACAUAUUCUGCGUUAAUCGCUGGAAGAAGGUUGAGCCAAACGAUCACAAGCUGAAUAAGUACCAUGAUUGGCUGUACGAGAAUCAGCUCGCUUUGGGAUUGUUUGACGACGAUGAUGACGAUGAUGGUCGAGAUUAAAAGAUUGGUAAAGAUUAAAGAUAUGAUUGUGGUAAUGAUUUUCUAAUAGAAAAAAAAUUGUGUCAAAAAAAAAAGUUUAACACUUGUCAGAAAUUCGUUAACGUUUGCAUGAUAUGACGGCUGGUUUAGUUGUAUCCAUUAGAAUAUGCUUUCAUUUGUUGUGAUAGUUAUAGCUGUGUGAGUUUUUUAAUGAAGUUUUGAAGUAUUUUGUGAGUCCGGUGAAAAAGGAUUUUCAUUAAAAUAAAAAAAUUUGCAAUUUAAAGAAGCAAGGAUGACGAUGACAGUCUAUGAAAUAUUUACGGCCGGUUGAUGGCGGUCUGAAGGGGCAGUUGGUUUAAUGGCUUGAGUUCAAGGGUCAACGACGUAUCGGGCGGCGAGUUGGUGUAAUGGUUAAAGCGCCUGGCAAUGAUUUUGCGGCAACUUGGUUUGAAUGCGCGUGUAGUAUGUGUGAAACAGUGAUUUACGUGUAUUUGCACAUCUUUGUUGCCUGAUACCUCUCUGGUGAAUGCUAAGACGUGAUUCGUGAAAAGCAAUUUAUGACAAAAUAACUAUUGAUAAAAUUAUUUAUUUCUUUUUUAGUCUUUUAUUAUU
Messenger RNA from Helobdella robusta, 1564 nucleotides. RefSeq lists its product as hypothetical. The record is from RefSeq and is a predicted model, not a curated record. Gene Ontology annotation, molecular function: catalytic activity; DNA binding. Gene Ontology annotation, biological process: DNA repair. Gene Ontology annotation, cellular component: nucleus. The transcript has 6 exons. NCBI's taxonomy places the organism in Eukaryota, Metazoa, Annelida, Clitellata, Rhynchobdellida, Glossiphoniidae. The coding region runs from base 44 to 973 and encodes 309 amino acids.